Molecule: messenger RNA, 3489 nt
Organism: Durotheca rogersii
Lineage: Eukaryota; Fungi; Ascomycota; Sordariomycetes; Xylariales; Xylariaceae
Exons: 8
Coding region: 1-3489 (1162 amino acids)
Biological process (GO): intracellular signal transduction; peptidyl-serine phosphorylation
Molecular function (GO): protein serine/threonine kinase activity; ATP binding
Source: RefSeq, a predicted model, not a curated record
AUGAGCAACGACAUCAGCCUCUCGAGGGCCUUGGGCGGCCUACGCAUUGCCAACCCGGACGACGCUACGACGGGCCUGGCCCGAGACGGCGACGACGACUCCGGUGCGCCCGUUCCGACCCAGCUCUCCGCUGAUUUCAGAGCAUCCGGUCCCGACUCGCGUGUCGACCAAGGCCGGCCCCAUGGGCCGGAACGGCCAAUGGGUACGGGUGGCAUGCCAGGCGACCAGCAGGGCCAACCCUCCGCGUAUACUCAGAAUGGGUCGUUGCCAUACCAAAACGCCCCUUCUGGCCGGCCCCCUUCUGGCCUGUACGGCACCACCACCGCCGCUGAGCGGGAUCAGGCUGCAAACUCUUACCAUAUUCUCAGAACAGAGCCCACAAGAGCACCGGCUUACCAUAUGCAAAGUAACCCCGACUCCAGAGCCCCUUCGGAGUAUACGCCAAGCAUCCCAUCUCGUGAGCCCAGCCACCGGGAGCGGUCGUAUAAUCCGAACCGACACCUCCAGGAUGCGCCCGCGUCCCAGAGUAGCGAGGAGUGGAAGGACCGGGGGGCAGCCGUGUCCGUACGGACGGAGGUAGAUGCGAACGGCAAGACGGUCAUGAGAUCGGUCAAGAAGGGUGUGCGGGAUUUCUCUUUUGGUAGAAUCUUAGGGGAGGGCUCGUACAGCACAGUAUACUUUGCCACGGACCGGCAAACACUCAAGGAGUACGCGAUAAAGGUUCUGGAGAAGAAGCACAUCAUCAAGGAGAGGAAGAUCAAGUACGUCAACAUUGAGAAGGACACCCUCAAUCGCCUGACGGAGCAUCCCGGUAUCGUACGCCUCUAUUACACGUUCCAGGACGAGAGCUCCCUCUACUAUGUCUUGGAUCUCUGCAACGGCGGCGAGCUCCUCGGCGUGCUGAAAAAGACGGGCACUUUCGACGUCGAGUGCACCAGGUUCUUCGGAGCCCAGAUCCUGGAUGCGAUCGAGUACAUGCAUUCCCGGGGGGUGAUCCAUAGAGAUCUAAAACCCGAGAACGUCCUCCUCGACGACCAACUACAUGUCAAGAUUACCGACUUCGGCACUGCAAGGUUGCUGAGCGAUCCGAGAGCGCCGCAGCCGACCCCGAGGCUCGAGGAUACGGGGACCAGCUCCCGGGGUAAGGAUCAAGAUGACAAUCGGGCCGCGUCCUUCGUGGGCACGGCUGAGUACGUGAGCCCCGAGCUCCUUACGAAUAAGAAUGCCUGCAAAGCAAGCGACCUGUGGGCCUUCGGCUGCAUCAUCUAUCAGCUCCUGGCCGGCCGGCCGCCUUUCAAGGCUGGGUCCGAGUACUUGACCUUUCAGAAAAUCGUCAACCUCGAAUACGAAUUCCCGGCUGGAUUUCCGCCGGCGGCAAGAGAUUUGGUCGAGCGGUGUCUGGUUCUCGAUCCCGCGAGGCGACUAACGAUCGAGCAUAUCAAGAACCACGAAUUUUUCGACGGGCAGCAGUUCGGUAAGAUUUUGUGGAGGACGAAGACGCCCCGAUUACGGCCAUACAGCGACGAGGGACACAGAAAAUUCUCUCGGUUCUUUGGCGGUAGCACGACGAAAAAGCGGCAAAGGCUAGUGAUGGUCACGUCUAGCGGAAGGAUCGUCCUGGCGCCGGCCGGAGGCGAAGAGAAGAAGGCGAAGUCGGAGAUCUCGCUUUUAACGCCGGACUGCUCGUGGAAAAGCCAGGUGGACGCGAAGGGGCAGACAGUAUGGUGUGUGGACUCGGCUGGUGUCCACUACACUUUCGAGGACGUCAAGCCCCCGUCUUCCCUCGAGCCGCCCCGAGCCACGCCGGACGAGUGGCUCGACAGUUUACAGCAGGCGCGGGACUUUGCCGUCUCCUUAAAUCUCACCCGCUCGUAUACGAGCGACAACGCGUUUGGCGAGAUGUCGUCGUCUAUGUCGAGCCCGGCGAGCACCUUCGGUCCCGACGCUUACAGCGUCAAUGACAGGUCUCAUCGCAACCACCUGAGCAAGAGCCAAGGCAGCCUGGAGGAUGCGACCAGUACGAAGCGCAACCGAUUUAGCAAGCGGCAAUCCAAGCAAGGGCAGACAGGCCCCAUGAUGUCGUCCGGCCCCCAUCACCAGGUGCCCUUGACCCAAACCCAGAUCGCGCAGCAGCAGCAGACCGCCGCCAUGCAAGUCGAGAUGGCGAAGCGCCGGAGUCGCAAGCCCACCGACAAGAACCUCCCCGAUAACGUCGACGACUGUACCGUCGGCGACAUGGCCACGAGGUAUCGCGAUCUUCGGGACUUUGAGCGGCGGCUGGACGCCACCAUGACGCGCAAGCGCCUGGAUAUUGUCGACUCAGUCAACCGGAGCGUCAAGCGGUGGAAAACCCUGCGAAUCUGGAUCACCAACACGGCCGAGGACCAAGUCUGGCAGGGUAACGGCCUCAACGUCGACACCUUCGAUUUCAGCUCCAACCUCGAGCCCAACUACCGCGUCAAGAUCGAGGGGCGGCUGCUGGACGACGACGACGACCUCGACCAGGACGACGAUAGCGAGGAUGCGAGGGGCAGGUCCGACGACCCCAACCGCAUGGACGAGGACCCGAAACCGAAGGCGGCUAGGGUGUCCAAGUACAGGUUCUCCCAUUUCUUCAAGGCCCUGAGCGUCGACUUCCCCAGCAACCGCAAGGGCAUCGACCCGCCCGUCGAAUGGAAGAAGCCCGAACGUGCCGGCCCUUCGUCGAACCUCUCCGCCGCGGCCGACUUCGACGAGCUCACGUUCAAGCGCAGCGGAGACGAGAAUAUUAAUAUUACUAUCCAUCUCUACCGCCACGAAGAGCCGGAGCGGUACGCUGUGACCCCAGAGCUCGAGGACAUCGUCGACAUGUCGGAGGCGACGCGCCAGGAGAUCGUGAUGGGCAUUUGGGAGUACAUCAAGCUGAUGGGGCUACAAGAGGACGAGGAGAAGCGCAAUUUCCGCUGCGACGACCUCCUGAGGAAGGCGUUUAAUAUCGAGACGGGCUCGAUUCCUAAACUACACGAAUACAUCACGCCGCAUCUGAAGCCUCUCCCGCCGGUUCGGCUACCGUACACCAUCCGGCUGGAUGAGGAUUUCCACAAGGACCCUCAGCCUACCGUUUACGACGUCCGCGUCGCCGUCGACGAUCCGCUGCGCGAGAAGAUGCUUUCGUUCCUCAGCAAUGCAGGCUACGCCAAUAUGCUCAAGGAAGUGGCCUCUCUCGACGACCAGCUAGCGAUCAUCGUUCAGGCGAUCCACGUAUCAAAGGCCAAGCACGCAUUCCUGAAAUCGAUGAGCGAGGAUCCGGCCACGUUCGUGAGGGAUUGGUUGAGCUCCCAGAAGCGGGACCUCGACGUGAUCAUGGGAGAAGCCAUGAGAGGCGAGGGCGAAGACGCGACGGGUGACGAGUGGAGGAAGGGUGGGAAAGAUAGCAUCUGGUCCACCAUCAACGCUCGCGAGAGCGUCACGGUCAUGCUGUCUAAGCAGCCGGCUCGCCCACAACGGUGA